AGAAUUAGUUUUAGCAGUUGAACUCCAUAAUACAAUUUCAAAUCUACCUUUUCUUUUUGUCCUCCAAUUAUUUUUCUGAAUUCUAUUAAAUUAUCUUGUCUAUAUCAAUCCAAUGUGGUCUUCUAAUCAAGAUCAUUAAAAUGGAAACUCACAAAGUUCUGCAAGUACUUUCAACAAUUUCAACUCUGUUAUUAAUUUCAGUCCAUGCACAAAUCAGCACACCAUGCACAACCUCAAUGAUCACCAGCUUCACACCAUGCAUAAAUUUUAUCACAGGAAGCAGCAGCAACGGCAUGUCUCCGACAACAAGCUGCUGCAACUCAUUAAAGUCACUUACGAGUAGUGGCAUGGACUGUGCUUGUUUAUUAUUAACAGCUAAUGUCCCUAUUCAGUUACCGAUUAAUCGUACACUGGCAAUUUCGCUUCCCCGAGCAUGCAAAAUGAAUGGUGUACCAUUACAGUGCAAAGCUUCUGGUACUCCUCUACCAGCUCCAGGUCCUGUCCUGCUAGGCCCAACUCUGCCACCUCCGGCUGCUUCUCCUUUAAGUCCCAGAGCUUCCAAUUCCAAUUCCAAAGCAGUAGCACUGGCUCCAGCACCAGAGUCUGAAUCCAGUACUAUUACGUUGGCCCCAGCAUCCCCGCCAGCACCAGUAGAAGCUCCGACGAUAAGUAGAGGAAUUCGACCUGUUCUGACCCCUUCAGCAUCGAUAACAUCCACCAUCUCUCCACCAGCUUGGCUCAUAUUGUUUAUAGCAAUCAUUGUUUUGAAAUGCUACUAAAUAGCAGCCUCUAAUUUGUUCUUACCUAUGCAAUUUCAUGUUAUCAUAAUCAAAUAUAUCAUAAGGAUAAAAAGACGCUUUGUAUCU
Mercurialis annua (annual mercury) is the source of this 866-nucleotide messenger RNA. Its product is annotated as non-specific lipid transfer protein GPI-anchored 16. The record is from RefSeq and is a predicted model, not a curated record. NCBI's taxonomy places the organism in Eukaryota, Viridiplantae, Streptophyta, Magnoliopsida, Malpighiales, Euphorbiaceae. The transcript is spliced from 4 exons. The coding region runs from base 141 to 779 and encodes 212 amino acids.